This is a messenger RNA of Aplysia californica (California sea hare), 2057 nucleotides long. Its product is annotated as hepatic leukemia factor. Gene Ontology annotation, molecular function: DNA-binding transcription factor activity, RNA polymerase II-specific; RNA polymerase II cis-regulatory region sequence-specific DNA binding. The transcript is spliced from 3 exons. Gene Ontology annotation, biological process: regulation of transcription by RNA polymerase II. Gene Ontology annotation, cellular component: nucleus. The record is from RefSeq and is a predicted model, not a curated record. The coding region runs from base 310 to 1017 and encodes 235 amino acids. NCBI's taxonomy places the organism in Eukaryota, Metazoa, Mollusca, Gastropoda, Aplysiida, Aplysiidae.
UUCUUUUUCGUUUCCUUUGUUUACUGUAAAGAAAAUGUCUGUUAAGAUAGAUCUAGGUGGUAAGAGAUUGCCACCAGUAGGGACUACUUCAUUUUCUUCCACUCUGUGGAAGCGUUAUUCUAUGGAUAGGAUUUUAUUCUCUCAAACAAACAAACAAACACACAAACAAACAAAUAAACAAACAAAUAUUGACAAGCAGAACAGAAAAAUUCCCAUCUAGUCUUUGCCUGUGGUCCUGAAGUGUGAAAACGGCUGACCGUAACACUAAUCUUUAACUUUGAAAAAACUUUUUCUUUUUGACAGAGUGAUAUGAUUCUCAAUGUAUGUUUUUUUCCCGACAGAAUGAAUGGUGACAGCUCCGGCUAUGGGGGAGCAAACGGGAACGGGAAUUAUGUCACGGCGCCAGCAGACAGCCCUGGCUACUACUACAACAGCGGGCCCAACCAGAUGAUGUCCCCGCAGCCUCCCAUGGGGGAGCAGCCGCAGCCACAGCCACAGCAGCAGCAGCAGCAGCCUCAGCAGAUGCCGUUUGCCCAAGGACACCAGUCCUCUCUCUUCCACUUCAAUUCCAGUUCCUUUUCCAGUGGGAUGUCCAAUCCAGCCCUGGCCCGAGCCCUAUCCACUUUGAGCGGGGACAAGAACCGACGGCCUCGUAGCGAGAAGAAGCCGAUCCCCGAUGAGCAGAAAGACGAUAAGUAUUUUGAGAGGAGGCGGCGAAAUAACGAGGCGGCCAAAAAGUCGCGGGAUGCCAGGAAGCAGAGAGAGGAUGACCUGGCGAUCAGAGCCAGUUUCCUGGAGAAGAGCAACUCGGUCCUGCGCGUGCAGGUUCACUCCAUGAGGGAGGAGGCCAUGAAGCUCAGGCAGAUGUGGUUCCAGAAGUGCCAGACGGGAGAUUUCUAUCGCAGCUCCGUCACGCCCAUGGACAAAGGCAGAGACUCUUUAGGCCAGACUGUUAACCCCGCCCCCCAAGCCUUGGGUCAAGGACACAUGCCUCCAUCGCGGGGUCGGUCAUCGUGAUGUCGAUCAUCAUCGUGCGACCGUCUUUUGGAUGACUCAUAUCAUCGUGCGGCCAUCUUUUCGAUGACACACAGCGUUUAACCUUGUCUAGAAUGUUCCAGUCUUGUCUCGUGUCCCUGAGCCCAGAGGUAGAGCUGCGUCGAACUUCUCUGUACAGACGUGACAAACUUCUCUGUACAGACGUGACAAACUUCUACGUACAGAUGUGACACACGGUCACUGUUUCUCGUCUGUUUGACCGCGGGCUGAGCAGUGUUUUUGUUCAUGGAAGCAAUGGAUGCUGGGAACGUUUUACUUCACGCACCAACAUAUUAUGUCACAGUUUGCAUCUUUAAGUCUUAGUAGAAUAUGGCUAUUGGAAUAUGUUGUAAUAGAUUAUGCAGCUAAUCAAUCGCAGUGGAUUAAAAAAAAAUUAAAAAAUAUUGUUUUAAUGUAACUAUAAUGGGAAUUUUAGUCUGUCUUUGAGAAGACACUGUGCCUUGUCACAAGAAAGUGACUUACUGACUUCAGUCACAUAGAGACGUCUGUGGCCUAGAGUAGACGCUAUUCGUGUUUUGUUUUAGUUGAGUCAUUGCAAAUUAGAACUUUAGAAAGAAGUUGUCUUUUUCUUUGCUAAAACUGUACUUCAUCCUGCUUUUCAUUUUGCAGGUUUUUGUAUCAGAUCUUUUGUUUUUUGCUCCAUUCAUUUUCUUAUUUGUUUUGAUUAUUGUAUUUUCCCCUACACAUAGAACUGUACACAUAGAACUGUACACAUAGAACUGUACACAUAGAACUGUACACAUAGAACUGUACACAUAGAACUGUACACAUAGAGCUCCCCUCACAGUUCAGCUGUGGUUUCUAGAUGCAGCAAAUUGACACAUGUAGCAUAAGGUAGAAACUGGAAAAUUCUAGAUAUUUACGUCUUGAGACAUCUGUCUUGUGUGGUUCGUGAAUGUCACUUUACCUUCAGUUUACUUUGUGUCUAAUGACUUUAAGAAAUUUGAAAGUGCUGAGUUUGGCUUCCAUCUUAAAUAAAUAUGACUUUUCUAGAAAAUGGA